GUGAUUUCCAUCAAAAUCAUGGUCACACCAUGGAGGAGUGUAAUCAGCUGAAAUCUGAAUUACAAAGCUUAGCUCGAAAGGGGAUGUUAAAUGAAUAUGUCCAGAGAACAUAUCAGCCUACCUUUGUCAAGGAACAAGAUUUACAGUCACAGGGGACUCGUAAUGCAAAUAAUAGACAAGGAGUGGGAUACCAACAAGCUCCACCACCCCUCCCACCACCGGCUAGAAUCAUUCACAUGAUCACAGGUGGCCUAAAAGCAGGACGUUUGAGCUCUAAACAACGGAAAUUAUAUGUUAGGAAGGUAAAACACCAAAACAUGGCCCAGAAACGAAAGUUUGAUGAUGCAAAAUGGAAGAAUCAACCCAUCACCUUUACACCUGUUGACUUCAAUGGAGUGAUAUUGCCUCAUAACGAUCCAUUGGUCACUUAUGUUAUGAUUAACAAUUGUGAGGUACAGCGUGUCCUUGUUGACACGGGCAGUGCACCAAACAUCAUGUAUUACCAUUGUUUUGAAAGUUUAGGGCUGGAUCCAGCUCUGUUACAGAGGUAUGACGGUCUUAUAUAUGGCUUUAACAAACAACUUGUUCAGGUUGAGGGGAUCCUUACCCUCAAUAUUGCAUUUGGAAGUGACCGAACUUAUGUUACUCCUUCAACCUCAAAAACCGCCCCACAAGAAGUCUACGAUAUCCAACAGAUUGGCAGAAACUUAGAAGUUUAUGUUGAUGACAUUGUUGUGAAAAGCUUGAAGGUUAAAGAUCAUAUAGCUGACCUGGAGGAAACUUUCAAUAAUUUGAGGCAGGGUAUCAAGGUCAACCCUGAGAAUAUCAAAGCAAUAAAAGAGAUGGGACCUCCGAAGUCAAUGAAAGAAGGACAGAGGUUAACUGGUAGGGUGGCAGCCCUCCACAGAUUUGUUUCCAAAUCUAUUGACAAGUGUCUUCCAUUCUUCAAGAUUAUGAGAUCUACGGCUCAAAAAGACGAAUCUGGCAAAUAGAAAAAAUUUGAGUGGAGUUCAGAAUGCUAAGCUGCAUUUGGUGAGCUCAAGUCUUACCUUAGCUCACCUCCAUUGUUAACGAAAGCUGUUGAUGGGGAAAUCCUUUACUUGUACCUUGGUAUCUGACAUGAGGCAAGUAGUUUAGUACUAGUAAGAGAAGAAGGAAAGCAGGAUAAGCCAGUUUACUAUACCAGCAAAGUGCUACACUGAGCAAAAUAGAGGUAUUCCAUUGUU
Molecule: messenger RNA, 1226 nt
Organism: Rubroshorea leprosula
Lineage: Eukaryota; Viridiplantae; Streptophyta; Magnoliopsida; Malvales; Dipterocarpaceae
Source: the annotation of a GenBank genome assembly